AUGACGCCUAGACUGAAGCCUCUGCUCCUGCCGCAGCUGGUUGAGCAGCGACUUGGAGGCCGGACCGAGAAGCAACAAGUGAACGAGCAUGGUAAUGGAUCGUCCACCAUGGCAGCUCCUGACCAAGGCGACUUGUCAUUCGUCUACUACACGACCAAUUCCUCAGCGUCCGACAUAACGUCCCCUGUAACACCCAUCUUCUCGCCCAAGGGCCACAACAGAUUUUCGAGCUCCACCUCAUCGCUGGAACUGCCCAUGCAGAUGCCGCAGGAAUGUCCAGCCUCACCAUCACAGACCUCGAGUGCCAUGUCCACCUUGCGACAGCUGCCUGAUGUGGAGGAGGAACCGCUGGAUCGCGGGGAGGAUACAGCUACUCUUUCCGAUCAGUUUGGCUUGUACAGCUGCUUGUGCGACCAAGCUUGCUCCCACCGCAACAGCUCAGAGUCAAAAUUCCAGGGUGAUUUCGUCUCGGAAUUUGAUAUCGACUAUGACAUGGGCUUCCUGAGCGACACCGACUUCACCACUGACCCUCGCUACCCUCGAAAAAAGCGCAGCACUACCGAAGCUGCUCUGUCCGAGUUCACAUCCCGGCUGGGCUCUCGAAUGCCCUCUCUCAAGCGAUGGCGGUCAACCAAGCGUGCAGCUCUCAGAGCGUCGCCUACCACAGGCUUAAGCUUGGAGAAUGUCUUGGCUCGCGGGUCGAUUAGCAGCCGUUCAUCGUCAAUGUCGGCGCCAACACACCAUCUACCCGAACGUGCCCUGGAGUCGAUGCCACCGGUCCCGUCCAACCCGACCAUGACAUUCUACAGCCACGGCGACGACGUAGAAACUGGACUUGGGCUAGACAUUUCUCCCGAGGACCACUCCAACUUGGCACGCGAUCGCUCCAUGGCCACUACUCCCCUCCUCCCCCCCCUGCUCACCAGCACGCUCGCCGGGCCUCCACGAGAGUCGCCGCUGCAGUCACCCAAGGUUGAAACGAGCCCAACUCCAGAUGCUCCGUUGUCGCCCGCGUUUGGUGCACCAGCGCAGUUCUCUCGGCCAGCACUGAGCAGUCGUCCAUCCAUGUCCUCCCUGCGAAAUGUCUCCAGCAGCACGGAGCUGCCACUCCCGCUUCCGUCGAUUCUGCAGGAACAUGAUGAGUGGUCGGACCGACUUGGACACGCCAAUUUCACCAUCUCACCACAGCCGUACGAGUUGGAAACCAUCAACCAAGAGACCAUUGCCAAAUUCCGCAAUGAUUGGGAUCUGGCGCGCACAAAUUACACCAAGCACCUGGUCAGAACUGGUGAAAACUAUGGACAGACGAGCAAGAUCUACGCUCUGACUGAGGCAAAAUGGGCUGAAGUAGAGCGACGUUGGCAGACAACCUUUGGAGACAUUGUGAAGAACACCAAUCGAGCUACCGCCGCAUCGGCUGGUGCAUCUCGAAACCACAGCCGAGGACGAGGGCGCGGCCGCUCUAGCAGUUCCAAUGCCGCAGCGCUCGCGCGACUUCCAGCCCAAGACGAUCUUGUUGCCGAACUCGAGUGGAGACGUCUGGAAGACUGCCUCCCCAGCGCUGUUCCGCAAAUGCUGGAGUCGCUUGACGCAGACGGCAAGUUCCCCGGUCGGGGUGACGAAGACAUUGUUGGACCUAUGCAACGGGAUGCGGUGAUGGUACGAGCAAGAAGCGAGGAUGCAAAGGGUCGAUUCUGGAAGACUCUAGCGGAUCGAGUAGGUCUGCGCAAAUAA
This is a messenger RNA of Metarhizium album ARSEF 1941, 1734 nucleotides long. RefSeq lists its product as uncharacterized. The transcript is spliced from 2 exons. Bases 1 to 1734 code for a protein of 577 amino acids. NCBI's taxonomy places the organism in Eukaryota, Fungi, Ascomycota, Sordariomycetes, Hypocreales, Clavicipitaceae. The record is from RefSeq and is a predicted model, not a curated record.